GCACUAUUGCCGAGUCUCGAGGAGCCUCCCAAGACGGGAAGCGCUCUAAUGACUACGGAGCUAGCUCUCCACAGCCGUGACCAUUAUCAUGAUGACGCCAAUAUUGCAACAGAACCAUCACAAUAUCACAUGCAAGGUAACGCCUAUGUGCCGUUGCCCUCACCGCCAAGCCUUCUACCCGAGAAAACAAUACCAGGUCCUCAACAACCAUUGACUUCACAGACCACGUUCAUUUCUUCUGGCCCACAUGAAUCGGGGUGUGAUUCUAAAUAUAUGACGAUGGCGACCACAGAGACUACUCUAGCUGUCACCAAAACAGCGUCUGGAUGUAUUUUACCGUUGCUGACACCAUUCUCGCCAGCACCUUCCACACCUCCGCCUGCUGUACCAGCACCACUGCCGCCUGGCGCCCAGAAUAAUAAUAAUAAUAGUAGUAGUAAUAACAGUAACAAUAACACUGCACCGAUAUACGCAUCCGUGUGCAUUCCUACUCCCCCUCCCCCUACUCCUCAAUCUUCUAGAUCUCUUUCACAUAUUGGGCUCAGUUCUGGAAAUAUUCUAUAUCAACGACAACAACAACAGCAACAGCAACAACAACAGCAACAGCAACAGCAACAGCAACAGCAACGACAACAACAACAGCAACAGCAGCAACAACAGCAACAGCAACAACAACAGCAACAGCAACAGCAACAGCAACAGCAACGACAACAACAACAGCAACAGCAACAACAGCAACAGCGAAUACUCAACACAUCCAAAAGAAUCCAUACAUCUUUUGAAGACUAUGAUGAUUUAGAUGCUGCUGUCUUUGUGGGGUUUCAUAUGCAAAGUCUUCAAAAGGCCAACGAAUUUCUAAACCAAUUCAAUAACGAAUCUGUACGGUCUUCUGCCAUCCUCGAAAGGUUCUACGCAGCCAAAGCGAUAUAUGAACAUCGCGUCAUGGGCAAGCCUGUAAUGAUGGAGACCAAGAGGGAUAAGGUGAACCAUAGGGAACAUAGGCGUGCCAAACGCAUCCGCGCCAAUGAGGACUGAAUUAAAUAUAGAUAUCGAAUGAAUA
Lobosporangium transversale is the source of this 1060-nucleotide messenger RNA. RefSeq lists its product as hypothetical. The record is from RefSeq and is a predicted model, not a curated record. NCBI's taxonomy places the organism in Eukaryota, Fungi, Mortierellomycota, Mortierellomycetes, Mortierellales, Mortierellaceae. The transcript has a single exon. Bases 49 to 1035 code for a protein of 328 amino acids.